AUGUUGAUUCUUUCCCUGCUUGCGCUGGCCUCGGCCUAUAUCGUCUGGAGCUUUGUUUGCCUCGAAACUAACGUGCGCAAUGCGCGUGCACUAGAUUUUCCUGUCGUCCGUCUACCCAUUGAUGCCAACAAUGUCUUCUGGAUCCUACUGCAACCGCACGUCUGGACAAUCCUCGAUCACCUUCCAUUCAAUUGGUCCUCCUAUCCGCGUUUCGUCCGCUACUCACGCCGCGGCUGGUACGUAGCCGAGCGCGCAGAUGCCCACGUCCACUUGGGACCUGUUUGGGCAUUGGUAUCUCCUGUGAGCAUCAACGUUCAUGUCGCCGAUCCGGACACGAUUCAAGACAUCGUGACACGUCGUGGCGACUUCCAACGUCCCUCUGCCGAACUCAAAAUCUUGGAACUAUACGGACCAUGCAUCUCAACUGCGAGAUGGCCAGACUGGCCACGCCACCGCAAACCCAUGGCCACGCCGUUCAAUGAGACUAUCAUGGCCUCUGUCUGGGGCGAGUCGCUCCGCCAAGCCCGAGCCAUGGUACAGACGUGGGUGGGCUUCUCCGACGCUGGGAUUCAGAGCUAUCAACGAGACACCCGGGCACUUUCGCUCAAUGUGCUUGCGGGUGCUGGCUUUGGCAAGCCAUAUGACUUCCGCUCUUCCACGGAACCUGUGACCGAUGAGAUCGGGGAAUACCGUGACUCAUUACAGACGGUUCUGGACAACAUCAUCCUCCUGCUUGUCGUUCCGUUUCGCGUGCUGACCAUGGUUCCUGGUAGAUGGACCCGCAUCGGCAAUGCCGGCAUCUCAUUCAAGCAACACAUGGUGAAGAUGCUGGAAGAUGAGACCACGGCUCUGAGCGAGGGGAAGAGUGGCUCAGGCGGCAUCCUGUCAGGCUUUGUGCGUGCUGCCGACCUUUACCAUCGUGAUUCUGUAGUCGAUCCGGAUUCUACGGGCGGCAAAAAGGGUCUCUCUCCUGAAGAGAUUUAUGGCGACUUGUUUGUCAUCAAUUUUGCCGGGCAUGAUACUACCGCCAAUACCUUGGCUUUCGCAACGCUGUUGCUAGCUGCACAUCCUGAUUUCCAAGCCUGGAUUGCGGAAGAGAUCCAGGCUGUGACCCAAGGCGAGUCAGUGGAGAAAUGGGACUACAAGGAGCUAUUCCCACGGCUUAAUAGGUGUCGUGCGGUGAUGUACGAAACCCUGCGCCUAUUUCCCCCGGUUCCGGCUUUGCCCUCUAUCACCUGCGACCACACCCAAGAGUUUCAGGUCGGCGAUAAGACCUAUACCGUACCGGUAGGUAUCAACUUCACUGCCAAUCUGCGAGCCAUGCAGACGCAUCCCCAGUACUGGCCAGAUGCGAACGAGUGGAAGCCUUCCCGAUGGGUCUUGAAUGCAGCGCCUGGUAGGACCCCUUCUUUUGCACAAGUUGGACAGGAAAGCUUUUUCGUUCCGAGCAAAACUGUCUUUUUCCCGUGGGGUGAAGGUCCCCAAAUUUGCCCCGGUAAGAGAUUCGCAGAGGUGGAGGCCGUUGCUGUGAUAGCAUGCCUGUUCAAAGCGCACCGGCUGCAGAUCAAGAAAAAACAAGGGAGAGAGUGA
Pestalotiopsis fici W106-1 is the source of this 1590-nucleotide messenger RNA. RefSeq lists its product as uncharacterized. The coding region runs from base 1 to 1590 and encodes 529 amino acids. The transcript is spliced from 2 exons. The record is from RefSeq and is a predicted model, not a curated record. NCBI's taxonomy places the organism in Eukaryota, Fungi, Ascomycota, Sordariomycetes, Amphisphaeriales, Sporocadaceae. Gene Ontology annotation, molecular function: monooxygenase activity; iron ion binding; heme binding.